Messenger RNA from Sinocyclocheilus grahami, 3823 nucleotides. It is a transcript of the gene itga3b, whose product is annotated as integrin, alpha 3b. Gene Ontology annotation, cellular component: integrin complex; external side of plasma membrane. Gene Ontology annotation, molecular function: integrin binding. Lineage: Eukaryota; Metazoa; Chordata; Actinopteri; Cypriniformes; Cyprinidae. The record is from RefSeq and is a predicted model, not a curated record. Bases 1 to 2979 code for a protein of 992 amino acids. The transcript has 26 exons. Gene Ontology annotation, biological process: cell-cell adhesion; cell adhesion mediated by integrin; leukocyte migration.
AUGCGAACCAUUCUGCCUGAGAAGAGGCUUUUAGUUGGAGCGCCCCAAGAAAAAGCCCAGCCCCAGCUCAGCAAAUUCAACAUUAAUGAAACCGGAGGCGUGUAUUACUGUCCCAUCACCAUCGACCAGCAUGACUGCAGGAGGAUGGACCUCAUCAGUCCACCGCAGUCGACUGAGAUGGUGGAGGGCAUGUGGCUGGGAGUGACCGUGGCCAGUCAGAGGAAUGGAGGACGUGUUCUGGCAUGUGGUCAUCGCUAUGUAAAGAAACUGCUGGGUGCUGAGGAGCAGCAGCGUAUGGUGGGCAAAUGUUACGUGCGGGGCAACGACCUGACCUACGACCCGUCUGAUUACUGGCAGUCUGACACUUACGAGCUCUGCGACUUCAACUAUGACCAGAACCUGGAGGGCAUGUGUAACAUGGGCAUCUCAGGGGGCAUGACGGAGAAUGACGUGUACUUUGGGACGCCCGGCAGCUUUGUGUGGCAGGGAACUGUCCAUAUGAAAGAGAGAGACCCCAACUCCGAUUUUGCUGGAGAUGCCAAUGAAAUAACUUUUGGAAAGCUAGGCGAGGACAGACUCAACAUCUAUAUAGGUUACUCUGUGCUGGAGGACAUAAAGUUACUGGAUCGCUCGAAGUACACUGUGGUGACGGGGGCUCCCAGAGACCAUUUCAAAGGUUCAGUGAUCCUUGCAGAAAAACAAGAUUUGGUUCUUAACCCAGUGACGACGAUCCCAGGGGAACAAAUAGGGUCGUAUUUCGGCGGCUGCUUGGCGGUGACCGACCUCAACAAUGACGACUGGAACGACCUGAUCGUUGGAGCUCCGUUCUACUUCGACCGCUACAAGGAGGAGGGAGGAGCAGUUUACAUCUUCAUGAACGAGAACGGAUCCUUCCAGGAAAAGGCCAGCUUGGUUCUGAAGGGUAAAAAAGGCUCAGGGUUUGGAUUUGCUGUUGCUGCGCUGGGGGACGUAAAUCAGGAUGGAUUUCAAGAUUUUGCUGUUGGUGCUCCGUUCCAUGACUCUGGGAAAGUCUAUAUAUGGAUGGGAAGUAAAAAUGGAAUAAAUAAAGAACCCAGCCAGGCGAUCGAGGGGAAAUCAUUAGGUCCCAGUGGCUUUCAGACGUUCGGCUACUCUCUCAGUGGAGGAAUGGAUAUGGAUGGAAAUGAUUAUCCUGACAUUUUGGUGGGCUCCAUGGAUGACCGCAUCGCUCUCUUGAGGGCUCGUCCGGUCAUCCACCUCUCCACAAACUUCACAGUAGAGCCAAAGAUUGUGAUUCCAAGCCAGUGUGUUAAUUCCUGCAUAAAGGUGACGGUGUGUUUCAGUUACUCUCUCAGCAAUGGAAACAAAGCCUUCAGGAAGGCCAUCACUGUGAAGUACACAGUAGACGCUGACCAGAAUCGCCGUGGCGCUCGAGUCCGUUUUCUUAACAACAAGCAAAGCACAUUUACAAGCCAGCUGUCUUUCUCUGCUCCCGCAUGUCAAGAACUGGAACUUACUGUUAAUAUUCCUGUGAGGGAUAAACUUCAGCCCAUAGCGUUUACUCUGAACGUGUCUCUAAACGAGCAGAAGGCAGCAGCACAGCAAACACUCCAGAGUCUAGACGAUUUCCCUGUGCUGAGCGGCCAGCAGAUCCUGACCGACAAAACAGAGAUUAACUUUCACAAGGAGUGUGGUGAUGACAACAAGUGCAGCAGUAACCUGCAGCUCAAAGCCACAUUUGCAGAUGAGAAUCACAUUCCCUUCCCCGGUCAGACGAUGGAGUUCAACAGUAACAUUAAGAAGCUGGUGAUGAUGGUGGAAGUUACUAACACGCCGGAUGGAGGCAGGCAGGCCGAGGACGCCCAUCAAGGCAUGCUGAACAUCACCAUUCCCCCCUCACUCAAAUACUCAGGAGUGCGCCCUCAGCCUGGUUUCGAUAUUGAGUGCAGCGCAAACGAGACUGUGAUUUGCGAUCUGGGAAACCCAUUUAAAAGCAAUCAGAAGGCCUCAUUCAUAAUCAUCUUUGAGACUUCUGGUAUAACGCUUUACACCGAGCAGAUUGAAUCUCAGCUUCAGCUCUCCACUAUCAGUGAGCAGAAGAAUCUGUAUCCUGUUCCUGUCACCCUCAACGUGAAGAACACAGUCCUCACUACCUUUUCCUUAGAAAAAUCAGUGAUUGACACGUCGUUCAGUGGCAGUGUGAUUGGUGAAUCUGCUAUGAACAGCACCAGUGAUGUGGGGAGUCCGCUGGAGUUCGUGUUUCGUGUACACGUGCUGGGAGAACCUCUGAGAGAUUUGGGAACUCUGAUGAUUGACUUUGAAUGGCCAUUUGAGGUAACCAAUGGGAAAUGGCUGCUGUAUCUCACAGAGAUAGUGAUCAAAGGAGCGUCAGAGUCGCGUUGUGUCCCACCGGGGAAGGUUGUCAACCCUCUCAACCUCACACUGUCAGAUCGAGCUACCAAACGGUCCAAAAGAGAGUUGGAGUCAGGAUAUCCCUAUGCAGAAGCUUCUGUCACCGUCCAGGCACCUCGUAAAGUGUCCCAUUUGCUGGAGUGUUCAAAGCUGACGGCUCGCUGCAUGACCUUCUCCUGCCCGCUGCAUAACAUGUUGACUCGGGCGGAGAUCAGAGUUAGGUCUCGCAUGUGGAACAGCACCUUGCUGGAGGAUUACGCCAAUGCCCUGCGAGUGGAAGUGAAGGGCCAGGCCACGCUGAGACUGCUGACGGAUAAACCGGCCAUCAAAAUGGACAACCAGAUCAGAGAGUUUUCAGUAAACAUUGAUCCAGUGCUGGGAGAGGAGACGCCGUAUGAAGUUCCUCUCUGGAUCAUCAUUGCUGCAGCGGUUGCAGGGAUACUGUUAUUAGGCAUCAUCAGUCUCAUUCUGUGGAAGUGCGGUUUCUUCCGACGAGCCAGCAGGAGGGAGAUGUAUGAGGCCAAAUCCCAGAAAGCAGAAAUAAAGAUCCAGCCCUCUGAGACAGAGAGGCUGACGGAGGAAUACUGAGCCUACGCUAUGGCAGCACUGUUAGGGCCCUUCGUGCGGUUUCUUCAAAAGGACCGUUUACUACAGGAUAAUGCCAAAGUACCAUGGAGUGAAAGUACGCAAAGAGGAACGCUAUAACUUGGCCUUUCAGCCCGAGCAAGAACUGAGCAAGAAACCCUGGGUCACCAACUGGACAGAAAUGCAUGAAUAUUACUACUGACCUCUUCACCUCUCUCCGUCCAGAGCCUGGGGAGCGUGAUGAUUGGAGGAUGUCUUUUAUUAACCCUGUCUCAACUCAGCAGACACUGGCGUUUGGAGCCGCCAAUCACGCAGUGAGAACGUUUCGAAAUGUUUGUUGGUCUGUGUGCAAUAUCGUGAUUUGUAGACCAUUAAACCGCUUUCAACGAAGCCAGAGUAUUGUCUGGGACGUCCUUGACUUAGUAAUGAGCAACUGAUUUAUUUUCCUAGUUUGAAAUCUUUAAAUCUUGCUUUGUGUGUUUCAUUGCAAUUUAAAUUUCAUUCCAUUGUAAUAUUUUUUUUUUUAAUGUCACUAUACUAGUUCCCCUUUCCAGAGCCUUGGGUCAUUUUACUCAUUGAGAUAAGAAGAUCUUUUCCAUCAUGCUGUAACUGAUUUGAAACCAGUUCUGAUCAAACAGCACUGAGGAAAUAGACUCGAUUUUCAAGUUCCAAUUGCUUUGUCUUUGGACACUUAUUUUGCAACACUGCAUAAGAACUGCUCCAAUUUUUUUUCCAGCUACUUCCUCCCAUGGAGGAAGACUACAGUGUUUAAGUGUGUAAAAUGUUUGCCCAAACCAUCAUGUUCCUGUCAGCAUUAGUUGGGUGAAUCUCUCUCUCUCUCUCUCUC